This is a messenger RNA of Oncorhynchus masou masou (cherry salmon), 335 nucleotides long. Its product is annotated as metalloprotease TIKI1-like. The record is from RefSeq and is a predicted model, not a curated record. Gene Ontology annotation, cellular component: membrane. Lineage: Eukaryota; Metazoa; Chordata; Actinopteri; Salmoniformes; Salmonidae. The annotation marks the transcript as partial. The transcript has 3 exons. Gene Ontology annotation, biological process: negative regulation of Wnt signaling pathway. Gene Ontology annotation, molecular function: metalloendopeptidase activity.
GACCUCAUCAAGCACUACAACUGUGGAGACCCAACUCCAUCAUCUUCAACCACGACACCUCUCAGGUCCCCAACUUCAACAACGUGACCCUGCGCCCCAGCGAACAGAUAACGGCCCAGGAGAUAGACAGCUACUUCAGACAGGAACUGAUCUACAAGAGGAACGACAGGAUGGGGAACAGGGUUAAGGCUCUGAUGGAGGAACACCCUGACAACAGCUUCUUCUUCGCCUUCGGAGCAGGUCACUUCCUGGGCAACAACACGGUGAUUGAUGUGCUGAGGAGUCAGGGCUAUGAAGUGGAGCACACUCCUGCAGGGCAGCCCAUUAGCAGGUAA